This is a messenger RNA of Daphnia pulicaria, 1772 nucleotides long. RefSeq names its product b(0,+)-type amino acid transporter 1-like. The record is from RefSeq and is a predicted model, not a curated record. Gene Ontology annotation, biological process: amino acid transmembrane transport. Lineage: Eukaryota; Metazoa; Arthropoda; Branchiopoda; Diplostraca; Daphniidae. Gene Ontology annotation, molecular function: L-amino acid transmembrane transporter activity. The transcript is spliced from 13 exons. Gene Ontology annotation, cellular component: membrane. Bases 49 to 1575 code for a protein of 508 amino acids.
UUCAGUAGGUUUCCGAAAUCUAAACGUUCUGGGUAGCUUUCAGUUGAGAUGGAAAAUGCUGCGUUCGAUUCUUGUGCUGGCGAGGUUAAUAGUAAAGGCGAGUUGUCAGUGGAAGGAAAGCCCAAUCCGGAAGGGCAGGAAGGUUUAGAAUUGAAACGUAAAGUAGGACUGUUCAGUGGAGUGGCACUUAUAGUUGGCAACAUGAUAGGAUCGGGAAUCUUCAUAAGUCCCGGCGGAGUGUUGGAGCGUUCUGGUUCCGUCGGAUUGUCUUUAGUUAUGUGGGCGGCUUGCGGCCUUUUGGCCAUCUUAGGUUCGUUAUCGUACGCGGAGUUGGGCACUUUAAUCCCCAAAUCGGGUGGAGAAUAUUCCUACCUCCUCGACGGGUUAACGCCUUUACAUCCGUUUUGGGGCCCACUGCCGGCCUUCCUCUAUUCAUGGAUUAGUGUCUUGUUACUUAGACCUACUACGUUCGCCGUCGGCUGUUUGAGUUGCGCCAGCUACACCGUUUACCCCAUUCUGGCAUCAAUGGGUUUAUGUCUGGAAACUGAGACAGAAGAAUUGCUCAUCAAAUUGACAGCCGUCUUAUACAUCGGUUUGAUUUCUGCGCUAAACGUCUACAGCGUUGAUUGGACGAUUCGAGUGCAGAAUUUUUUCACGGUAGCCAAACUUGCAGCCAUCGCUGUGCUGGUCGGUUGCGGGAUCUAUCAACUGUCUAAUGGAGAAACCAAAUAUUUAGCUCAAGGAUUCAAGGGAUCGACGACGGAAUUUGGAACCAUAGCUACGGCCUUUUACGGAGGAUUGUGGUCUUACGAUGGAUGGAACAAUCUCAACUUCAUCACCGAGGAGAUCAAAAAUCCUUACGUCAACCUACCGCGAGCUAUCAUGAUUGGCAUCCCCUUGGUGACCGUCUGCUACCUGGCCGUUAACGUUGCCUACCUAACCGUGCUAAGUCCCCAGGCCUUAAUCAAUUCCGAUGCUGUGGCUGUGGAUAUUGGUAAUUAUCUCCUGGGUCCUUUGGCCUUCACCAUACCUUUAGCCGUGGCCAUGUCCACUUUCGGAGGAGUGUUAUCCGGCGCCUUUGCCACCGGAAGGUUGUGUUUCGCAACAGCUAGAGAAGGUCAUAUGGUAGACGUAUUGUCUUAUAUUCACGUAGAUAGUCGGAUUCCAUCACCAGCUCUCAUUUUUACUGCAAUUAUCGCUCUCGUUCUGGUGAUCUCUAAAAAUGUUAGCAGUUUAAUUGAUUUUUUCACGUUCGCCGUCUGGAUCUUUUACGUCCUAACUAUGAUCGUCCUGCUCAUUUUACGCAAGACAAGACCCGAUGCCCGCAGACCCUACAAAGUUCCGUUGUUCGUCCCGAUUCUGACGAUCAUUAUUGGAUCGUACCUUGUGGUGGCGCCGAUCGUGACUGACCCUGCCAUUGAAUACCUUUACGUCUUGGGCGCCUUGUUCAUCGGUGUUCUAUUUUACAUUCCCUUUGUUUUUUACAAAUGCUCAUUGGGUUUCAUGGGGCCCAUUACCAGGUCUAUUCAGAUAGCAUUGAACGUGGGUCCAACGCUGAAGCCGAUGGCAGAUUGAAACUAUUGGAUUAUAUCCGUCUACUCGUUUAUUCGUCUGUCUAUAGUGCUACAUGCUGAGAUUGCUGACUAAAAUGUCUACGUCUUCUCAGGAGUUUUUGAUGUUCUGAGACACGCGAAACCGCACGAGGAACGACACUGCCGAUGGAUUUGAUCGUCAUGAAAAACAAAAAAAAAUAAAUAAGACGCCAAACAAAA